Messenger RNA from Aphanomyces astaci, 315 nucleotides. RefSeq lists its product as hypothetical. The record is from RefSeq and is a predicted model, not a curated record. NCBI's taxonomy places the organism in Eukaryota, Oomycota, Saprolegniomycetes, Saprolegniales, Verrucalvaceae. The transcript has a single exon. The coding region runs from base 1 to 315 and encodes 104 amino acids.
AUGAGGACUCGAAGCAAGCAAAAGGGCCCCACGGAUGCCGAGAAGAUGCGUGUCCUCGUUGCGCACGAGCAAGGUGAAGACUCGAGGGUGGUCGCCAAGCACAAUAGCGUAGCCAUGACAACCGUACGCCGCGUCAUUAACAAGGGUAAUGUCAACAAUCUGCCGCGUGGAGGAACACGCCUGGGACGUACGAAAGUGACACCAGCGAUCCGAGAGGCAUUAGAGAGAUAUGUGGACAAUAACUGCACGUACACCCUGACCGCCACGAAGCAUUUCAUUGCCAACGACUUCCCCGGAACCGACCUGUCCCUGUAA